Diuraphis noxia (Russian wheat aphid) is the source of this 1033-nucleotide messenger RNA. Its product is annotated as transmembrane protein 126. Gene Ontology annotation, biological process: mitochondrial respiratory chain complex I assembly. The record is from RefSeq and is a predicted model, not a curated record. Lineage: Eukaryota; Metazoa; Arthropoda; Insecta; Hemiptera; Aphididae. Gene Ontology annotation, cellular component: mitochondrion.
UUUUCUAUGGGAUCAUGCGUCCGGUUUUCCGGUGAGGCGGCGUGCAGCAUACUUGAGUCGAAACUCUAUUCUUCUGUCUUCUACAACUACAAAUUGGAAAUUGAAGUUGACUGUUUAUAGUGUUUUUGGUUUCAUAWUUUUUUCUGCCUGUUUAAGAACUGACUAUWGACUGUUCUUUUUUUUUGUACUUACAUAGUAGCCUGUUUUCCGUACCUUGCUCUCCGUUUAAACACUAUGUACAUCGAAAGGGGGAAACCCGAAGAAAUCCCCAAGGGGGCCAUUCGUCUUACGAGAGACGAGGUCCAAGAGUACAUGAUCAACCUAAUACACAAAUGGCCAAAUACGAUGGAAUUAUGGGCGUUAAAACACGGUAAUCCAAUUCUUUCGUCAGCCGUUGUGAUAUCGAGUUCAGUAAUUUUAAGUUUUUACCGCAAAAAACUACAACUAAGAAAUUAUGGACGAUUUACUUUGUUCAUACCAAUUGUUCUUGUCCCAUCAAUUUUUGAUCAAAUCUAUCAAAGCUCAAUGACUACUAAAUCAAUAAUUUUACAAGAAGAUUGUCCUAUUUGCAUUAGUACACAAUCAACAUUCAUACAAUUAGGCACAGGAAUUGUUUAUCCUUGGUUGAGCACARUUGGUGGAACUUACUUGUUUGCYAGUAAAAUGAAUACAUAUUCUUUAAAAUCUAAAGGACCUGAGAUGGUUAAAGAAUUUGCUUUACAUUUAAUGAAAAUAAGUCGUCCACUAUACAACAGACUUACUGCAUUUGUCAUUGGCCAUGUAUUAUUAAGUUAUUUGAUAAGUCAUUAUCAAAUGGAUAAUUUUGAAUUUUUAAGAAAUAAAAUGUUACAACAACAAAAUGAAGAAAUUGAAGCAUUACGUUUAAGUAAACAAACUAGUUAUAAGUAAUAAUCCACUAUGUCACUGAUUUAGUAAUGUAAUUGUAACUAUCUUAGAAUCUAAAAAAUUGUAGAUUAUUUUAGCUUAUAAAACAGUGUUUUAAGCUUUUAAUAUUAUAACAAUAUUUMAUAUU